Penicillium olsonii is the source of this 1479-nucleotide messenger RNA. NCBI's taxonomy places the organism in Eukaryota, Fungi, Ascomycota, Eurotiomycetes, Eurotiales, Aspergillaceae. The record is from the annotation of a GenBank genome assembly.
AUGUCUCUGUUGGACCAGGCUACGCGCAUUGCGCGCGAUUUCGAAUACCCCGCCGAACAGGUGCAGCGCGGGGUGAAGGAGUAUAUCCGCCAAUCCGAUGAAGGUCUAGGCAAGGAGGGCACAACGCUGAGCCAGAUCCCAACGUUCGUGACCGCCGUGCCAAACGGAACGGAAAAGGGUCUAUACUUGGCUGUUGAUUUGGGUGGCACCAACUUCCGGGUGUGCUCGGUCCUCCUGCACGGCGAUACCACCUUCUCCCUCACCCAGUCCAAGAUCCUGAUUCCCCGGGAAUUGAUGGCCUCGGGCACCUCCAAGGACCUCUUCCUCUUCUUGGCCCGCCAGAUCGAGUCGUUCCUGCGGAUCCACCACAACGAGCACUUCGAGGCCCACCAACUGCGCCGCCGCGAGGACAGCAACGCGGAGGACCUGUUUGACCUCGGUUUCACCUUCAGUUUCCCCGUGCGCCAGUGCGGAAUCAACCGCGGGACCUUGAUCCGCUGGACCAAGGGCUUCAACAUCCCCGAUGCCGUUGGCCACGAUGUCUGCGCCUUGCUCCAGAACGCCAUUGAUGAACUCAACCUCCCAGUGCGCGUGGCUGCCCUGGUCAACGACACCGUUGGUACCCUGAUGGCCCGCUCAUACACCUCCCCCGGUGAGACUGGAACUUUCCUCGGUGCCAUCUUUGGUACUGGUACCAACGGUGCCUACGUCGAGAAGACCAAGAACAUCACCAAGCUUCAGCACAUGAAGGAUGCCCACUUCGACAACUCGACCGGCGAGAUGAUCAUCAACGCCGAGUGGGGUAGCUUCGAUAACCACAUGAGUGUGCUCCCCACCACCGUAUUCGACGACGAGCUGGAUGCCGACAGCAACAACCCCGGCGUGCAGAUGUUCGAGAAGCGUGUUUCGGGCAUGUUCUUGGGUGAGAUCCUGCGUCGCGCCCUUCUGUCCCUCCACAACUCCGACCUGGGCUUGUUCAAGGCCAACAAGGACUCCAAGGUCACCAUCUCCGAAAAGUCCAUGCUCUUCCGUCAAUGGGGUCUUGACACUAGCUUGCUGAGCUCCGUGGAAGCCGAUAGCAGCAAGGACUUGGUCGACAUCAAGACCGCACUGCGGGAUCAUCUUGAAAUUGAGAAUCCCAGCCUUGAAGAAUGCCAGGCUAUCAAGAUCCUGGUCCACGCCAUUGGCAAGCGUGCCGCACGUCUGAGCGCCGUCCCACUGGCAGCUAUCAUCACCUCAACCAACAAGCUCGCCACCGACGACAUCAUCGAUGUCGGUGUCGAUGGAAGUCUGGUGGAGUUCUACCCCAACUUCGAGGGACACAUGCGUGAUGCCUUGCGCGAAGUCCCCGAGGUCGGAGUUGCAGGCGACAAGAAGAUCCGCAUUGGUAUCUCCAAGGACGGAAGCGGUGUCGGCGCAGCUCUGAUUGCCCUUGUCGCCAGCAAGGACGCCGGUCUUGAGAUCCCUCACGAGAUCUAA